GUCAGACUUAUACUUCAGUAGGUGGCGGUAAAACACAUACAGCUGUUUUCCAACUGCCAGAGAGGGAAGCAGAAGAAGAAGGGAGCAAAAGCAUGGCGGCUGACAUGAGAUUACCAACUGUUCGAAAACCAGUGUCUCUAUCAGUUUCUGCUUUCGACCGAAAAGACCUGGUGGUCCCCGGCGAUGUUAUCACUUCAGACACUGGUUUCAUGAGGGGUCAUGGUACCUAUGUUGAUGAAGACAAGCUAACUGCUUCAGUCGCUGGAGAGGUGCAGAGAGUAGACAAGCUGAUCUGUGUCAGGCCGCUUAAGACCAGGUUCAAUGGUGAGGUUGGAGAUGUGGUGGUUGGCAGAAUCACAGAGGUGCAACAGAAACGGUGGAAGGUAGAGACCAACUCCCGGCUGGACUCUGUCCUCUUGUUGUCUUCUGUUAAUCUGCCUGGGGGAGAGCUGAGGAGACGAUCAGCGGAAGAUGAGCUCACCAUGAGAGAAUACCUUCAGGAGGGCGAUCUCAUCAGUGCAGAGGUGCAGUCUGUCUUCUCAGAUGGAGCCCUAUCACUUCACACCCGAAGUUUAAAGUAUGGAAAAUUGGGUCAAGGAGUGCUGGUACAGCUUUCUCCUUCUCUGAUCAAGAGGCAGAAAACACAUUUUCACAACCUGCCAUGUGGUGCAUCCAUCAUCCUCGGGAAUAAUGGCUUUGUGUGGUUGUAUCCCACGCCGGAACAACAGGAGGAGGAAGCUGGGGGCUUCUACACCAGCCUGGAGCCUGUCAGUCUGUCAGAUCGAGAAGUGAUUUCACGGUUGAGAAACUGCCUACUGGCUUUGGCUGCACACAAGGUCCUACUGUAUGACACCAGUGUCCUUUAUUGCUAUGAAUCCUCAGUUCAACACCAGGUCAAGGACAUCUUGAAACCAGAAGUGAUGGAGGAGAUUAUAAUGUUGACGCAACAGAAGCUGUUGGAACAGGAAGGUUAAAGAGCACAAAUCCUAAAUGUGACCAAGACCAAGAUCACAUCAAACAACCAUGUAAGGGACCGACCACCUCUAUCAGAAGAUAGAACUGAUGUUUUUUCUUUUUUGUGCAGUUGAACAGCUCAAGUGCAUUUAAUGUAACAAAACUGCUGAUUAUUGUUUGCCUGCUAAUAAAAUUGAUGGGUAACUUUUUAAAUCCUGCAGCAUUCACAAAUCACUAGAGCAGCUGUUCUUAAGAUUUACAGGGGUAUUGUAAAACAUUGUUUGUAAUGUGUAGUGGUAUACAAAAACUGUUGUAUGCAAUACAUUUUCUAUAAUUUUUAGUACUUUA
Chelmon rostratus (copperband butterflyfish) is the source of this 1302-nucleotide messenger RNA. RefSeq names its product exosome component 2 (gene exosc2). The transcript has 9 exons. Gene Ontology annotation, cellular component: cytoplasmic exosome (RNase complex); nuclear exosome (RNase complex). Gene Ontology annotation, molecular function: RNA binding. Gene Ontology annotation, biological process: U4 snRNA 3'-end processing; CUT catabolic process; TRAMP-dependent tRNA surveillance pathway. NCBI's taxonomy places the organism in Eukaryota, Metazoa, Chordata, Actinopteri, Chaetodontiformes, Chaetodontidae. The record is from RefSeq and is a predicted model, not a curated record. The coding region runs from base 93 to 974 and encodes 293 amino acids.